Molecule: messenger RNA, 4360 nt
Organism: Xyrauchen texanus (razorback sucker)
Lineage: Eukaryota; Metazoa; Chordata; Actinopteri; Cypriniformes; Catostomidae
Exons: 2
Coding region: 1-1518 (505 amino acids)
Source: RefSeq, a predicted model, not a curated record
AUGUUGGGUGAUGAUUCGGAUCUUCUAGAUGUUGUGUUGAACAAUCAAGACCUCUUCAGUCUUAGCCAUGUACCAAUGUAUGCAUUCAUGGUUGUAGUAUCGAUUGGUUCAACAAAAGACAAAGAUCUCAGCCAUUCAAACACAGUCACAGAAAUGUAUAUCCACAUUUUUCGUCAUGCUUUGAGGAAACAUGGAAAGAAAACAAUUAGGCAAUUAGAUCCGUACCUGAAAAGGAUCAAAGAUCAUCUUUUUUCCCUGAUGAAAAACGCUUUCAACGCCACAAUACAAAAAACUCUCAACCUUCCAGAUACAAACAGCGAUGAAUCUGACAUAUUUUCAGUUUUUCUGAAAAACAUCACGAUAAGAGAGUCCCUAACAUCUGCAAAGACUUACUGCGCAUUUCUCCACAACACAAUGCAGGAAUUCUUCUCAGCUUUGUGGCUUCUUGGGAAUCCAGGCGAAAUUGAGAAAGUGCUGCAACUCUGUCAGACUGAGGAGAAUAAACACAUGAAAUAUGUUCUUCCUUUUCUAAGCGGACUUCUGGGAGAACACAACAUCAAACUCCUCAAGUGUCUCUUCCCCGAGGAUCAGAUGAAGAAGACGUCUGAUUGGUUCAUUGAGAAGCUUCUAGACACUUUCCUCCAAUCUCAGAGUGAGAGUGACGAAGUUGAUGUUCUCUUUGUGUGUCAGUGCUUGUUUGAACUUCAGUCACCUAAAGCUUGCUUGAUGUUCCUGGAGAAGAUGGACAAUCAGCUUGACCCUCAAGAGGAUCUGGACCCUCAUCAGUGUUGCGCUUUGGCUUAUGUGAUCAGUCAAUCCCAAGAUAAAGAGGUUUAUUUGAAUUUGGAGGACUGUACUAUCUCUGACUUUGGGAUCAACUUGAUUCUCACCUGCUCACCACAGUUUAGAUUACAGCUUUGGAUUGAGCCUUUAAAGCAAAUCACAUUCUUACUGGAAUUCUUCCACAAAGCAUCACAGUGGAGGCAGCAGAAUGAUGGUAUUAUGACAUCACAAUGCUGUAGCACCUCUGUUACUCCUAGUUGCAGUAACAAACUAGAUCUGACUGAUGCACGGCUGAAUCUUUACUCGCAUGUGAAGGACUUUGAGACUCAAACAGGCAGGAGUUUCCUUCCAGCAUUACAGGCAGUUUUCCAGUCAGCACCUGAUGCACCUUUCUCACAGAGAAAGAACUCUGCCCUUCUAGAUGUGCUAGAACUCCACCCAGAGAAGAAAGCAGUAGAGUUGACUGAGGAUGUGUCUGGAUGGUUACCUAGCUGCCCAGCAACUGGUCGAUUUGUGAGGUCUCCCCUAGAGCUUAUCUAUAUUUUUUCUUUGUUUUUUUUAGGUUUCGUGUUUUUAUUAGGUUUCAUGUUUUUAGUGGCGUUGCUUUUAAAGGAGAUGAAUGUAGAGAUGCAACUUCUCUGUCGAUUUUUUUCAUUUGUUUUAUUAUAUGUCACUGGAGAGGCUGUUCCGAGAGUCAGAAAUGUUCGAAACGAUCAACUUUUUCUAAAAACAUAAAAAAGUGCCCCACCAAAGACUGCCCCUGCAGAAAGUGAAGUGAUGAGUUGAGCCUGAUCGCAUUAAAAUGAUGUGACUGUGGCAACAUUUUUGCAAGAAAUUAUAUUAUAUGGUUCACUACACGUCAUGGAGGUUGCGAGGUGAAAUGUCCACUGUGUGCUGCUGAAAGUGAGUUAAAUAAAGUUCUCUGUCCAGUUUUAAAUAAACAAAACGGACCUCCCUACCCUAUUGUGAUGGGAAGAUUGGAUAAUUUUACUGACUUUGAUCUUUGAGUCUCAUUCAGCAAAAAAUCUCAAGUCAUUUCAUUCAUUUGAGCAGAAUUAAAUUCAAAUGUUAAAUUUUCUAAAUUUUCACCUCGCGUAUAUGGCUGUCACAUGACAUAAGAAUGAAUGACUCGGUCAAGAUGACUCAGGAGGUGAAAUAAUAAUUUCUGUUUCCUGUGUGUGUGCAUAGCAUAUACGGCUAUUAAGCAACAAAAGAAUGAACGACUCGGACCAAAUAAUUUAUGUUUCCCGUACAGCGCCUAUGCGGUUUUCACGUAACAAACGAACGGAGGUUGCGCAAAGCGCAUGCGCAGCCAACACAAAAUGAACAAAUCACUCUCUGAGACUACCAGUUCUUCCGAGUCACAUAAAAGAUUCGUUCAAAAUGAACAAAUCAUUCAUGAACGACCCAUCACUACUACCCUUAACUUUAAACCUAAACCUAACUGAUAGUGUCAGAAAAAGCCAAUUUUACGUGAAAAAUUAAAUUGCUGUAGCAACCACAUCAUUUUGUGUUACUUCUACUACACUUGCUCUUCAGGACUCAUAUUCCAGUCCUUUGCAUGCAAGUGCAUCGCUCUAUCAGUUGAGCUACCGCGCAAUUUGAACACACAUAAACAAGCUAGUAAAUGUAGUUGGUUAUAAUGAAAAUGUUAAAACGUACAUAUUAAAAUAAUAAUUGAUCUAUUGUCACACAUUAUACAUACAUUUUUGCACAUAUACUGUGACAUUUUUUUUUUUUCACAUAUCCCAGCUGGGGUCAGAGUGCAGGGUCAGCCAUGAUACAGCACCCCCGGAACAGAUAGGGUCAAGGGCACAACAGUGGUGUCUUGGCAGUGUUGGGGCUUGACCCCCAACCUUCUAGCCAGUAACCCAGAGCCUUAACCACUGAGCCACCACUGCCCAUAUUGCCUCACAAGUCAUGCGCUAUGGUAAAAGUGUUUAGGUAAUCUGCCAUUUUACGCGUGAAGGGAAUAAAAGUAAUUGUUGUAACAGGAGUGGUGUGGUGUAGUGGGCUAAUGCACACAACUGUUAAUCAGAAGGUUGCUGGUUCGAUCUCCACAGCCACCACCAUUGUGCCCUUGAGCAAGGCACUUAACUCCAGGUUGCUCCGGGGGGAUUGUCCCUGUAAUAAUUGCACUGUAAGUCGCUUUGGAUAAAAGCGUCUGCCAAAUGCAUGAAUGUAAAUGUAACAACACUAGUGUUCAUUUCACCACAAAAAUGCAGCGAUACUUUCAAUAAGCCACAUAUAAAUAAUUUAGCAAAAAUGUAUAUUUAGUAGUUCUAGCGCCGUUUUGUGGUCCGUUCUGCAUAACGCGACGGCUCAUUUUUGCUUAUCACGGCCCAGUCGGCCCAUUUCACGGACAAACCACUGGCCCGCUCUGGCCAGUCCACCAAAGAUCGGACCCAAAGUGCGUCGGCCCAUCGGGAAAAUGCCUGAUAUGCCAGAUUGCCAGUCCAGCCCUGUCCCCAACACUUUUUGAAAUAGCUUUUGUCAGGUAUAAACUCCUUUCCAGAGUAAACAACAACAAAAAAAUACAAACAAACGUGUCCCCUCUAAUGCGCAGAUGCAAUCUUGGUUUAUUCAAAUAAAAAAAUAUAUUAAGGGAGAUAUAAGAACCCGGGAUCCCUUGUUUGUAGAACAAAAAUAUUCCAGACAUCCACACCAUUUCGAAACCAAUUAAAAUAUAUGUUGCUCUAUACAUUUAUCUACAAGGAGUGGAAAAUGUAGGAAUGACAUUUUCAAAAUAAAUGUCAAAUGUUCAUUUGAAGACUUGAUUUGGUCAGCAAAAAGUUCAAAUGUUUUUUUUUUUUCUUCUUAUAUUUGUAAUUAUAAUGUCAUUGUUUACAUUUCAGUUUUGACUCCCCUACAGAAAUAAUCUCUAGAUCAGCGUUUCCCAAACCGGGUUUCUGCGGCCGUCUAGCGAGAUCAGGGGUGCCGUGUGAAAAAUCCUUCAAGCAUUCCUAAAAUUCAAAAAUGCAUAAAACAUUUAAAAAAACAGAAUAUCAUUCAUUACUCUAUAGUAACAAAUAAUAAUAACAAUGUUUCUCUCUCACUCGUGCGAAGCCCAUUGGAUGCUCGACGAGUGCUAGUGAGGCAAGGAAACGCAAAUGAGCGUUAAAAUAAAACAAAAGGUUCUUUUGUAUAAUAAAUUAAGAUGUCUACACCGCAAGCACACAACAUUGAAGCGAUCUAGUUUUGCCUCGUCACAUCAUGUUGCUCUCUCAUAGUACAGCAUCUUUGACAAGACAGAAAGAAUUAGCAAACGUUCUUUGUGUUGUGGAGCAGCUGCAGGGUGAAGAGAAACUUUAAACAAUCUGAUUAUCGUCUUAAACAUCUGAAACAUCUCUCAUCUCCAUCUGACAUAUACAAGUAUUUCCUUUGCCUUGUGAAUCAACCAUUUUAAUAAUAAAAGUAAUGCUUUACAUACUAUAAAUACUAUAUUUUCAGUACAUUUUGUCUUCACAUCUUUAAACUGAAGAGAGUUGACUCAUUUAAACAGAUACCAUUGAACUUUUUAAGGGUUUUUUAAUGUUUUUGCAAACCCAUAUGACUUUCUUUUAUCCAUGGAGCUCAA